CCAAUAAAACACGCAAGGAACAAAGAUAUGAAACUGACAACGAAAUUCAAACCAGCCGAUUCCGUUGGUGUAAGACAACGACUCAUGUAACAAGUGAUUAAUAUAUAAGAAUCAAUCGAUCCUUAUUUAUAUUUCCUCAAAUUUGUGAUCAUCUUAAGAAGAAGACACAGAAAUUUCUAAGCAAAAUUCCAUCAAACAUUCAAAGCGAAUUCUCAAGCCGACCAUCUAUUUACUCAUCCUUUAAACCCGGCCGUGAAGAAGACAAAACAUGAAGCAAAAUAUCCUACUACGAGUUGCUAUGACUGAUGACAAAACCAGAGCAAAAGCACUGACAACUGCGGUUCAGUUUAAAGGCGUGAACGCUGUGGAAAUAAAGGGAGAUCACAGGAACCAAAUUGAGGUGACUGGUGUUGAAGUCGAUAUGAUCGCUCUAAUCAACACACUGAGGAAAAAAGUAGCAUUUGCGGAGCUUGUUAGCGUAGCCAAAGUUGAACCACCAAAAGAUGGCGACAAAAAGCCGGAAGAGAAGAAACCCGAUGAGCCGAAAACAGAUGAGAAUAAAACUGAAGAGAAAAAACCCGAGCCAUGCUGUCAACAAUGUUGUGGAUAUGGUGUGCCAUCUUCCUAUCCCUACCCGUGUGAUCCUUACCAUCAGAUCGGGGAACCCGUAUACAAUCAUGAUCCCAAUUGCAGGAUCAUGUAAAAUAGGUUUCAAGUGGAAGACUAACGAAGGAGAUAGCAGUUUUUCUAUACCAAGAUUGUCAGCUUGUUAAUACAUUUUGAUAGUCAGAUUUGGCACAUGAAUAAAAAGCCUAGAGCUCUCAAAACCACACAAAAUCAUCUACUUGUACAUGCUCUUAUAACAUGUAAAGCUAAAUCUUGUUAUC
This is a messenger RNA of Camelina sativa (false flax), 887 nucleotides long. Its product is annotated as heavy metal-associated isoprenylated plant protein 16-like. NCBI's taxonomy places the organism in Eukaryota, Viridiplantae, Streptophyta, Magnoliopsida, Brassicales, Brassicaceae. The record is from RefSeq and is a predicted model, not a curated record. Gene Ontology annotation, molecular function: metal ion binding.